This is a messenger RNA of Anoplopoma fimbria (sablefish), 3054 nucleotides long. It is a transcript of the gene pfkfb4b, whose product is annotated as 6-phosphofructo-2-kinase/fructose-2,6-biphosphatase 4b. The record is from RefSeq and is a predicted model, not a curated record. Gene Ontology annotation, molecular function: 6-phosphofructo-2-kinase activity; ATP binding; fructose-2,6-bisphosphate 2-phosphatase activity. The transcript is spliced from 13 exons. Gene Ontology annotation, biological process: fructose 2,6-bisphosphate metabolic process; fructose metabolic process. NCBI's taxonomy places the organism in Eukaryota, Metazoa, Chordata, Actinopteri, Perciformes, Anoplopomatidae. Gene Ontology annotation, cellular component: cytosol. The coding region runs from base 56 to 1495 and encodes 479 amino acids.
GCCCCCUGCCUCAGCUUCACAUUAGGAAGGUAACAUCGGUGAUCCAACAGCCAGGAUGUUAGACAACGAAGAGUUCAUAUUAGAGACUUCUCCGAGGGAGCUCACUCAAAACCCGCUCAAGAAGAUCUGGAUGCCGUGCAGAAACGGGCACAUAGCUCAGAGACGGGUGUGUAUGACAAACUGCCCGACCCUCAUUGUGACUGUUGGACUUCCAGCUCGAGGCAAGACUUACAUUUCAAAGAAGCUCACUCGCUAUUUAAACUGGAUUGGUGUGCCAACCAAAGAGUUCAAUGUUGGCCAGUACCGGAGGGAGUGUCUGAAGAUCUACAAGUCCUUUGAGUUCUUCCGUCCAGACAAUGAAGAGGGAUUAAAAAUCAGACGUCAGUGUGCAUUGGCGGCACUAAAUGAUGUUCGGCACUACCUGAGUGUCGAAGGAGGACAGGUGGCGGUGUUUGAUGCCACAAAUACAACAAGAGAAAGAAGAGGAACUAUUGUCAAGUUUGCUGAGCAGAAUGGGUUCAAGGUAUUUUUUGUGGAGUCUGUGUGUGAGGACCCAGAUGUCAUUGCACAAAAUAUAGUGCAAGUUAAGUUGGGCAGUCCAGACUACAUGCACUGCAACACAGAGGAGGCCAUUGAGGACUUCAUGAAGAGGAUCAAGUGUUACGAGUCCUCCUAUCAGCCUCUGGACGAGGUCCUGGACAGGGAUCUGUCCUACAUAAAGAUCAUGGACGUGGGCUGUCGUUACCUAGUGAACCGCGUCCUUGACCACAUCCAAAGCCGAAUCGUCUACUACCUGAUGAACAUCCACAUCACGCCACGCUCCAUCUACCUGUGUCGCCACGGGGAGAGCGACCUCAACAUCAAGGGACGGAUCGGAGGAGACUCUGGCUUAUCACCCAGAGGAAAAGAGUAUGCCAAAAGUCUGAGAAAGUUCAUCCAGGACCAGAACAUCAACGACCUAAAAGUGUGGACCAGCCAGAUGAAGAGGACAAUCCAGACAGCGGAGAGCCUGGGAGUCCCAUACAAACAGUGGAAGUCCCUCAACGAAAUUGAUGCUGGUGUGUGUGAGGAAAUGAUGUAUGAGGAGAUUCAAGAGCAUUACCCUCUGGAGUUUGCACUGAGAGACCAAGACAAGUACCGCUACCGCUAUCCUAAAGGAGAGUCUUAUGAAGACCUGGUGCAGCGACUGGAGCCAGUGAUGAUGGAGUUGGAGAGACAGGAGAAUGUUUUGGUGGUUUGUCACCAGGCCGUCAUGCGUUGUCUUCUUGCAUAUUUCCUGGACAAGACUGCAGAUGAGUUGCCUUAUCUUAAGUGUCCUUUGCACACGGUGCUGAAGUUGACCCCCAUGGCUUACGGAUGUAAAGUGGAGCCUGUCUAUUUAGGCGUGGACUCUGUGAACACACACAGAGACAGACCCGAGGUAGGUAUCCCAGGCAGCACACAGAAAUGUCUCUCAGCAGACGACGUAGACAACUUCAAUCCACUUCAGGGGUGAUUCACCUCACUGCCUUUUCAAUCCAGUUCAUCUGUGACCGGGGACUCCAUUUGAUUCGGGAGAAUCUUUAAACUGUGAAAGCUUUGUGUGCCUUUCUUUAAUGAUUUCUAGAGAGGCACAUUGUAUGUGUUCCAUCGUAUUUAGUGUGUAUGUCCGUCGUAAAGCAGGCCUAGCAGUCAGUGCUGAUCCGUCCCUCUCUUCUCAUUGCACAGAGAAUGUAAAUCUUUUCAAACGUGUUCAGACUCCGCCAAUCCCUGACUGCAAUUAAGACAGCUGUGACUUACCAUUGACACUCCUACCUCUGUCUUGUCAGCAUUGACUUUAUGGUCGGAGCAGAAUUUAUCUUUUUUUUUUUUUUAUAUCCCAAGUUUUGUCCUACAUCGGUACUGAGAGCUCAACGCACUGCAACUUAAGAAAACUCAUGAAAUGAGACAAAUUUCUGCCAAAUAAAAAAACGCAGCCUUACAUAAAAACUCUGCAAAUCACCCAGAACACAAUGAAAAUAAGUUUUAAAAAAAAUCAGUUGUAUUCACUUUAUAGAAAUAAACAAAUGUGUUUUUCUGAUUCUUAUUUUUUUUCUUAUUGAAACAUUCUAAUUGCAUGCUUCAGAAUUUAAUUGGUAAACUGGUAAUCAGCCAAGGGCCAACGCUAGAUUAACAGCAGAUAUCGAAAAUAAUAUCUGAAUCAUGCAAUCCCAAUGUUAUGCCUAAAGCUGCCUAAAACUGCAGUUCCUCACCUGGCCACCUGAGGUUGGCUCCAAAAGUGAGUCAAUAUCCAUAUGUAUGUUAAAAUGCCUAAGUUUAGACCAGAAAUAAAAAUGUUCUCUUCUGCUAAUUUUCACAUUUGUGACGGCAGUAGAUGGAGUAAACAUUUAUAUACCUCAACCGUUUACAUUUUAUAAUUAAGGAGGGUGGCCGCUUUAAGUUACCAGUGGGUGGCGUACCAGGUCGCUAGCUGCUAGCUGUCUGCUCGGCUGCCUCAGCUCCAACGACAUUCCUCCUCUUUGCCCAUUUUUAGAGUUGAGUUGUGUCGUCACUGCCCAGAUUGCAUCGGCUUGAGCCACCCUCUUUGAGUGGCUCUACAGACACCAAUGGGUGACGAUAAUGAGAGUACGUCCAUAUUUAUUGCACGGUCUACAGUUUUGACUAGUUGCAGUGCAUUGAAAUCUCAGGGCCAGCGCAUUUCCUUCCAUUUCACAUCUUUGUACGGACUACAUAACUGGAAUCCAGAGACAGAACAAAUCACUCAGUUGUGUGCGUGUGUGUACUUGUGCACUUGUGCAUAAUGAAUGUUACCCUGAUUAUCUUAUCGGAAAGACUUAUUUUUUUUAUACUUUAUGUAUGCAAGUGAAAAAUACAUUUAACCUCACCAUACAUGUUUCUGCAUAUGAAUUGAAUUAAAAUGUUAUUUUCAUUUUUUCAAAUUUUAGACAUUAAACCUCCACUUGAAUCAAGAUGUUUGGCGUUAACUAUAAUAUAAAUGUUAACUUGUAUUUGGAGAACACACAUGCUUAAAUCAUUUCAUCAAGUGUAACUAUUUCCGAUUUUUUUUUUGUGUGA